GAUGUCUCUAUAGGUGCUUGUAAUAUUUCACAACGCCUCUCCUUAAACAUGUAUCGUUGUUAUUAAAUGCUGGGACAUGAAAAUACACGGUGCGUCGCGGCUAUACUUGCAUUUGUUACUCAUUCUUCACAGAGUGCUAACCAACGGCUCCUACCUGAGAUACACCUGGACACCUCCGUGUGGCCAAUCGUCGCGUACUGCGCAUGCUCUAGCCUCUCAAAGGACAACACUGUCAUGGCGGAGACGGGCUGCAGCAAGGGGUGAACCAGGAAGAGGGAACUGAAGACAGGAUAAUACCACAAUUUAAACAAGUGUGAUUGAAAACGCUGAGCAUUCUAUAUCGCUGUGUUGCUUAUCCUCUGGCAGCUCUGCCGGAGCAGAGGGCGGAUCUGUGACCGCUGCGUUUCGUAGAUAUUCAAGCCACAUUACCGUGCGGCAAAUGUACCUGUCUACGGAACAUACCCUCCUGUUCUAAAGAAAGGGGGACAAGUCAUUGUUUUUUUGUCAUAUUUUGAAAACCGCUGGAGCAAACUUCAGAUCAACUGGUUUUGUGCUGCUAUGCAAAAUAAAUCCAAUUGACAGACAAACCGACACAGCGGGUUCCGUGCUGUACCGUACCAUUUAUUUAUUUUUUUAAACUCUGAGGAUAUAUUAUAAGUUAGUUUUUUUUAAAAAAAAUCUCUCGGGUCUGCCUCUUAAUUGCAACAGACUAAAUUGCAACAGACUAAAGGGGUGACCGAAAGGAAUUUGAAUUUCAUCUGCCUGACAACUACAAACUGCUCUGACACUACUGUUGUAUCUGCAUCCUUGAAAAAUAGAAGAUAAGAAUUACGGUACUUUUAAUUAAAUUCUGUUUUGAAUUCGGGGGGAAAGAAAACGGCAUUUGUAUGCGUCUGUUGUAAUAAUAAUAUAGGACGAAACAAAAUCAGACUCAAACAUUUCUAAUAAGUACUUUUCUCUUCCACGCCCUAGACUGUAAAACCGGUAUCUCACCUGUCGUCUCCACUUCCCAUUCGUUUGCAAUGGCCAGUGAGGAGAAACCGGUUCCUCUUGGACUUCAGGCAGGUGAUGCGGGUGUUAAGGACGAAGGAACUGCUCCCCUGCCCCUGAACCCCGGAGUUCCGAUUCGGGGGAUCAAGAUGAAAUUUGCAGUACUGGCCGGUCUCGUGGAAGUUGGGGAAGUCACGAACAGGGAUAUCGUGGAGACAGUCUUGAAUCUGCUUGUAGGUGGCCAGUUUGAUCUGGAAAUGAAUUUCAUCAUUCAAGAAGUGGAAAGUAUCUCCUGUAUGGUGGAGCUGCUGGACAAGUGUGACAAGACUUGCCAGGCUGAAGUUUGGAGCAUCUUCACAGCCAUUCUCAAGAAGAGCAUUCACAACCUGCAAGCCUGCACCGAGAUGGGGCUCAUAGAACAGGUCCUCAAGAGGAUCGACAAAGCUGACAGUAUGAUAGCAGAUCUGCUAGUCGAUAUGCUGGGUGUCUUGGCCAGCUACAGUAUAACUGUCUGUGAACUCAAGCUGUUCUUCAGCAAACUCCAAGGAGAAAAAGGGCAAUGGCCUCCACAUGCUGUGAAGUUGCUAUCGGUUUUAAAACACAUGCCACAGAAAAACGGUCCUGAUUCUUUUUUCAGCUUUCCUGGAAAGAGGGCGGCGGCGAUAGCUCUGCCUCCUAUUGCAAAGUGGCCCUACCAAAAUGGCUUCACCUUUCAUACCUGGCUGCGAAUGGACCCCGUCAAUAACAUCAAUGUUGAUAAGGAUAAACCUUACUUGUACUGUUUCCGAACGAGUAAAGGACUGGGGUACUCUGCACAUUUUGUUGGAGGCUGUUUGAUUGUGACCUCAAUAAAAUCCAAAGGGAAAGGAUUCCAACACUGUGUGAAGUAUGACUUCAAGCCACAGAAGUGGUACAUGGUGACAAUUGUACAUAUCUACAAUCGCUGGAAGAACAGUGAGAUAAGUUGCUACGUGAACGGGGAACUUGCAUCAUAUGGGGAAAUCACCUGGUUGGUCAACACCAGUGAUACUUUUGACAAAUGUUUCUUGGGGUCCUCGGAGACGGCUGAUGCCAACCGUGUUUUCUGUGGUCAGAUGGGGGCUGUCUACCUCUUCAGCGAAGCAGUCAGUGCUGCUCAGAUUCUAGCUAUUUAUCAGCUGGGUCCGGGCUACAAGGGCACUUUCAAAUACAAGGCAGAGAGUGACCUUCUCUUUGCUGAACAUCACAAGCUGCUGUUGUACGAGGGGAAGCUGUCCAGCUGUAUUGCAUUCAUGUACAAUCCAAGAGCUACAGACGCCCAGCUGUGCCUCGAGUCUUCACCCAAGGACAACCCUUCUAUCUUUAUACACUCACCCCAUGCCCUUAUGCUGCAGGAUGUGAAGGCUGUUGUAACACACUCGGUUCAGAGUGCGAUCCAUUCCAUUGGAGGAGUGCAGGUGCUUUUCCCCCUGUUUGCACAGCUGGACUAUCUGCAGCACUGCUCUGACCAAGUGGACACUACCGUCUGUUCCACUCUGCUAGCAUUUGUCAUGGAGUUGCUGAAGAACUCUGUCGCUAUGCAAGAACAAGUCCUUGCCUGCAAGGGCUUUCUUGUGAUUGGGUACAGUCUGGAGAAGUCUUCCAAAGUUCAUGUCACCCGGGCUGUGCUGGAGUUGUUCCUGGGCUUUGCCAGGUACUUGAGUAACCUGCAGAACGGAGUGCUUUUGCUCAAGCAGCUUUGCGACCACAUUCUCUUCAAUCCGGCCAUCUGGAUCCAUGCCCCAGCCAAGGUGCAGCUGCAACUGUACACCUACCUGUCAACUGAGUUCAUCAGCACUGUGACUAUCUACAAUGCAAUCCGUAGAGUUGGGACUGUGCUGCAAGUAAUGCACACUCUGAAAUACUUCUACUGGGUGGUGAAUCCUCUAGAUCGCAGUGGAGUUACUCCGAAAGGCUUGGAUGGCCCAAGACCUAACCAGAAAGAAACCCAUUCCCUCCGAGCGUUUCUGUUGCUCUUUGUAAAACAGUUAAUAAUGAAGGAUUACGGUGUGAAGGAAGAUGAGCUGCAGAGUAUUCUGAACUAUCUGCUUACAAUUCAUGAGGAUGGCAAUUUAAUGGAUGUGCUGCAGCUGCUGGUUGCGCUGAUGUCUGAACAUCCAGGCUCCAUGGUCCCAGCCUUUGAUCAACGGAAUGGAAUACGAGUCAUCUAUAAGCUCCUUGCAUCAAAAAGUGAAGGGAUUCGAGUGCAGGCUCUGAAAGUGUUGUGUUACUUUUUAAUGCAUUUAGGGACCAAGAGGAAGGCGGAAGUCAUGCUUGGGUAUGGGUUGUUUUCACUGCUGUCCGAGCGGCUGAUGCUCCAUACCAAUAUAUUCACAAUGACUACGUAUAAUGUCCUGUUUGAGAUCCUCACAGAACAGAUUUGUACCCAGGUUAUACACAAACAACAUCCUGACCCUGACUCCACGGUAAAGAUACAAAACCCACAAAUCCUCAAGGUGAUAGCAGCCCUGCUGAAAAAUUCCUCCCAGUGCCCAGAAAGCAUGGAUGUCCGCAGAGUCUUCUUGUCAGACAUGAUCAAACUUUUCAAUAACAGCCGGGAUAACCGGAGGAGUUUACUGCAGUGUUCAGUGUGGCAGGAAUGGAUGCUCUCUCUGUGCUACAUCAACCCUAAGAACUCGGAAGAGCAGAAGAUUACAGAAAUGGUCUAUGCCAUCUUCAGAAUCCUGCUCUACCACGCAGUUAAAUAUGAAUGGGGAGGCUGGCGAGUCUGGGUGGAUACUCUUUCCAUCACCCACUCCAAGGUUACUUUUGAACAACACAAAGAUAACCUUGCUCAGAAGUUCAGAGAGUACCAAAGACAAGGGGGUGAAGCUUCUGAUCUAGGACACAUAGGCCUCAUCAGAACUAUCUCUGGUGUCAGCAGCGAUGUAGAAGCUGUGAACAAGGUAGAAGAGCAGAUGAGCACCUCAUAUUCUCCUGAAGCAGUUCAGGGCCAGAAUGCAGAAAUGGUAACUUCCUCAGAGACUGAGCUUAAGACUGAAGAUAAAGAACAUGCUCCUGAACCAAAAGCUGAGGAAGAGAAAAUGGAAGAGCCAGUAGUUACUGAUGUAUUUACUUUAGUGACUGAUUCAUCUCUGGCUGCAGAAGAGAAGGUUUCUACAGAGCAAGUGGAAUGUGAGAAGCCUAUUGAUAAACCUACAGCUAAAACACUGGAAGAAUCUGUAGAGGAUCCCAAGAACCUGGUGGAGCGUACACUGAAAGACAACCCUGUGGAUGAAACCAGCUCAGCAGAGGCCUUCUUGGAGCAGGUUACAUCAGAGGCUUCUAAGAAACUGGAGGACAAAGUCUCUGGAACAGACAAUGUGGAACAGAAAGAAGAAAGCAGUGGUGUGGCUUCUGCAAAUGAGCAAAUCAACGCUGAUAAUGAAAAUCAUGAAGACUCUGCCCCAGCAGCAGAGGAGCAGGUCACAACAGGCAAAGUAGAUGACACGUCUCAACUCAAAGAUGAGGAAAAGCCUGAAGACAUGUUGACUCAACCGAAACCCGUGUCUGAUACCUCUGGGUCUGAACUGCAUGAAAGUGGGGAGAAGGUACAUACACAGACAGAGGCAGAAGUGAAUGAUCAGUCCAUUAAGGAGGUGGAAGAGAAGAGCGGUGAUGCAGCAAAAGCUAAUGGUGGCAAUGAUGCAGAUCAAGGUCUUGCUGAGAGCUCCACCUCCACCGCCCCUACAACCACUGCUACCACUAGGACCAAAGAGAUCAAGAUAGCGAGACUGGAUGUUUCAAGUGUGGCAUCUGACACUGAAAGACUGGAGCUGAAAGCAAGCACAAGCCAAGAGCCAACUUCACCAUCGGAGUCUGGUCAAGGACAAGAAGCAGCCUCUGGUUCUAGUGGACAGGGGAGAGAUUCAUCGGCAAGGUCCACAAUGUUCCGCGUCCCUGAAUUCAGGUGGUCUCACAUGCACCAGCGCUUGCUCACCGAUCUGCUCUUCUCCAUUGAGACUGAUGUUCAAAUGUGGAGGAGUCAUUCCACAAAGACGGUGAUGGAUUUUGUUAACAGCAGCGAAAAUAUCAUCUUCGUGCACAACACUAUUCAUCUGAUCUCCCAAGUGGUAGACAACAUCAUCAUGGCUUGCGGUGGGAUCUUGCCUCUGUUGUCUGCAGCCACCUCUGCUACGCAUGAAUUAGAGAACCUCGAGCCAGCUCAGGGUCUUUCCAUUGAGGCUUCUGUAACCUUCCUCCAGAGACUGAUUAGCCUUGUAGAUGUGCUGAUUUUUGCUAGCUCUCUUAGCUUCACCGAGAUUGAGGCGGAAAAGAACAUUUCAUCGGGAGGGAUUCUGAGACAGUGCCUCAGAUUGGUGUGUGCAGUGGCUGUAAGAAACUGUUUGGAAUGCCAGCAGCUCACCCGUUUCAAGCCUGGUCUGGAAAAUGCCAGGGGACAAAAAGCUAUGCAAAGCUUAAUGGGAACGGGAAAAUCUGCCCCAGCACAGAGCCCAGUGGAUGUUGUCAUAGGUGGUAUUUCACCUAUAAGAGAUCUUGAUCGGUUGCUACAAGACAUGGAUAUUAACCGUCUACGUGCCGUGGUCUUCAGAGAUAUUGAGGACAGCAAGCAAGCCCAGUUUCUAGCCUUGGCUGUAGUGUACUUCAUUUCAGUUCUCAUGGUAUCGAAGUACAGGGACAUCCUGGAACCUCAGAAUGAACGGAAGCCUCCACAACGCAGCCAAUCAGUGAAGAGCACGAAAAGCGGGAGCGAUGUGGCUGCAUCUAUAGAGCUGGAUAAGGGUGCCGAUGGGGAUAACGCCCAUGCUGCUGCUGAUUUUGAGAAUGUCUCUUCUUUACGGAGAAGGGAUUCUGGUAUUGGAGAGGACCAGGCCUCCAUUGCUGCCAGCGAAGUGAAAGCUGGGGCAGGGGCUGGGACUGAGGCUGUCAUCGCUGGGCCCGACGCCAUCAGUGAGGUGCUGUCCGCCCUCUCCUCUGAGGUGAAGAAAUCCCAGGAUUCCCUAGAGCAGGAGAACAAGAUGUCCUCUUCAGCAGCUGCUGCCAAUCAGGGCAAGAACGUGAAGGACAUACUGCGCAGUCUGGUCAGCACGCCAGCUGAGGAAAUGGUAGUCGACCCAGCCUUCCUUCCUCCAGCAUUCUUGGGAGCUAUGGGAGAUGGUGCUACAGAUAAAUCUGUACAGUUCAGGUCAUUUGACAGGAGUGUUGUGGUAGCUCCCAAGAAGGCAGGUGGAGCUCCAUCUUUGCCUCCUAGUACAGUAACUGCUGCCACACCAGUCCCUGCUACUGCUGCCGCUGCCACCCCAGUUAAUAAUGUCAGCGUGGUCUCCACAUCGGACUCUCCCCAAAGCACAGCAACAGAGCCGGCUGCUGGAAGUGGAUCUGCAAGUGCAAAUCUACCAUCUGUUCCCACAGUGUCCCCAAUGACACAAGAUUCUGCUUCAAAUAUGAGCAUUUCUGAAAGGCUUGAACAGACCCUUGAAAAGGCUGCCCCUCUCCUGAGGGAGAUAUUUGUGGAUUUUUCUCCCUUCCUUUCCCGUACCCUUUUGGGCAGCCAUGGGCAGGAGCUGCUCAUAGAAGGUACAAGUUUGGUCUGCAUGAAGUCCAGCAGCUCGGUUGUGGAGCUGGUCAUGCUGCUGUGUUCUCAGGAAUGGCAGAACUCUAUCCAGAAGAACGCUGGGUUGGCCUUUAUUGAACUCGUCAACGAGGGCAGGUUGCUGAGCCACACUAUGAAAGAUCACCUGGUGAGGGUCGCAAACGAGGCAGAGUUCAUACUCAGCAGACAGAGGGCAGAGGAUAUCCACAAGCAUGCCGAGUUUGAGUCUCAGAGCGCCCAGUAUUCGGCAGAAAAACGAGACGAAGAGAAGAUGUGUGAUCAUUUGAUACGAGCAGCCAAAUAUCGGGACCACGUAACGGCAACUCAGCUGAUCCAGAAAAUCAUCCACAUCCUCACGGACAAGCAUGGAGCCUGGGGGAGCACUGCUCUAAGUCGUCCUCGUGAGUUCUGGCGCCUCGACUACUGGGAAGAUGACCUGCGCCGCCGGCGACGCUUUGUACGCAACCCCUUUGGAUCCACACAUCCUGAAGCCACACUCAAAGCAGCAGUAGAACACGCUCCCGAGGAAGAUGUCCUGGUGAAUGGGAAGCAGCAGUCGAUCAGAAACCAGGCUUUGGCGAAUCAAAAUUCUGAAAGUGAGAUACUUCUGGACGGGGACGAUGACACCAUCUCCUCCUUGGAGGAUAAAGAAUUGGAAAACUUAACCGGUCCGGUAAGCCUAAGCACUGGAGCCCAGCUGGUUGCUCCAGCUGUAGUGGUUAAAGGGACCUUGUCCAUCACGGCUUCUGAACUCUACUUCGAAGUAGAUGAAGAAGAGCCCAGCUUUACGAAAGUCGACCCAAAGAUUCUCGCCUACACUGAAGGACUCCAUGGAAAAUGGCUCUUCACAGAGAUUCGGGCUGUCUUCUCAAGGCGCUAUUUGCUACAGAACACUGCGCUGGAAAUAUUCAUGGCAAACAGAACUGCUGUCAUGCUCAACUUUCCAGACCAGUCUACAGUAAAGAAAGUUGUUCACUGCCUACCGCGUGUUGGAGUUGGGACGAAUUUCGGUUUACCACAGACCAGGCGUAUCAGUUUGGCUAGCCCUAAACAACUCUACAAAGCUUCUAACAUGACCCAGCGCUGGCAACGCAGAGAGAUCUCAAACUUUGAGUACCUCAUCUUCCUCAACACAAUAUCUGGACGGACUUUCAACGACUUGAAUCAGUACCCCGUGUUCCCUUGGGUUAUCACCAACUAUGAUUCAGAAGAGCUGGAUUUGACACUGCCCAGUAAUUUCAGAGAUCUGUCCAAGCCCAUAGGAGCUCUCAAUCCAAAGAGAGCAGCCUUUUUCUCUGAUCGCUUUGAAUCCUGGGAGGAUGACCAAGUCCCAAAGUUUCACUAUGGCACCCAUUAUUCAACUUCAAGUUUUUCACUCAUGUGGCUGCUGAGAAUAGAGCCUUUCACCACAUUUUUCCUGAACUUGCAAGGGGGGAAGUUUGCCCAUGCAGACAGGACUUUCUCUUCAGUGUCGAGAGCGUGGCGCAACUGCCAGAGAGACACCUCCGAUGUGAAGGAAUUGAUUCCUGAAUUUUAUUAUCUUCCGGAGAUGUUUGUCAACUCUAACAAUUACAAUCUGGGCGUGAUGGAUGACGGGACAGUGGUGUCUGAUGUCGAACUUCCACCGUGGGCUAAAACCCCAGAAGAGUUUAUCCGCAUAAAUAGACUGGCCCUUGAGAGCGAGUUUGUCUCCUGCCAGCUACACCAGUGGAUAGAUCUGAUUUUCGGAUACAAGCAGCAAGGUCCAGAGGCUGUCCGGGCACUCAAUGUCUUUUACUACCUAACAUACGAAGGAGCUGUUAACCUGAGCUCCAUUGCUGAUCCAGUGCUAAGAGAGGCUGUUGAAGCUCAGAUCCGAAGUUUUGGACAAACCCCUUGUCAGCUGCUAAUAGAGCCACAUCCUCCGAGGAGUUCUGCCAUGCAGGUGUAUCUCCUCCUGCAGACCCCAAUGAUGUUCACUGAACAAAUGCAGCAGGACGUCAUCAUGGUGCUCAAGUUUCCGUCUAACUCCCCCGUGGCUCACGUGGCCGCAAACACGCAGCCUGGGCUGGCUGCACCCGCCAUCAUCACUGUCACUGCCAACAGACUGUUUGCUGUGAACAAGUGGCACGGGCUCAGUGGCCAUCAAGGCUCUGUCCAGGACCAGCCCUACCAGCUGCCAGUGGAAAUCGAUCCUGUGAUAGCCAGCAACGUCGGCACCCACAGGAGGCAAAUCACUGACCUUUUGGACCAAAGCAUUCAGAUCCAUUCCCAGUGUUUUGUCAUCACUGCUGACAACCGAUUCAUCCUGGUCUGUGGCUUCUGGGAUAAGAGUUUCCGUGUCUAUUCCACUGACUCAGGUAAACUGACUCAGAUAGUUUUUGGACACCGAGACGUGGUAACAUGCCUGGCCAGAUCUGAAUCGUACAUCGGUGGAGACUGCUACGUUCUCUCGGGGUCCCGAGAUGCCACCCUCCUGCUCUGGUAUUGGAACGGCAAGAACAACAGCAUUGGAGAAAACCCGGGCACCGAGUUCGUCACGCCCAGAGCUAUUUUGACGGGACAUGACUGUGAGAUUACCUGUGCAACUGUGUGUGCUGAACUGGGCCUGGUUAUCAGUGGCUCCAAAGAGGGCCCAUGCCUGAUACAUUCUAUGAAUGGAGAUCUCCUGCGGACCUUGGAAAGCCCGGUAAACUGUGUAUGGCCGAGACUCAUCCAGUCCUCUGCUGAAGGGCACUGCGUGGUUUACUAUGAAAAGGGUCUCUUCUGCAUUUUCAGCGUGAACGGGAAGCUGCUGGGCCACAUGGAAGUGGAGGAAAAUGUCAAGGCAAUACUGUUGAGCCGUGAUGGACAGUACUUGCUUGCUGGAGGAGAUGGAGGAGUGCUGACAGUCUGGCAGAUUCACAACCUUAAGCAGCUGUUCACAUACCCUGGAUGUGAUGCUGGGAUCAGGUCAAUGGCCAUGUCACAAGACCAAAGGUGUAUAAUUACUGGCAUGGCCUCCGGAAGCAUAGUACUAUUUUACAAUGACUUCAAUCGAUGGCAUCACGAAUAUCAAACGAGAUACUGAAGCCCUGAAGAGAAGCACUGGUAAUAAGAGAUUGCUGUGAGAAGGGAUGUGGAGCUCACUCUUCAGUCCUGUCAUUUGUUAUUAAACGCACUAUCUAUAUAAAUAAACCUAUUCAGUUCCUGGAUGUAACUUAAAUACUGUCAAGAAAAAGCAAACUAUUUUUAAAUGGUCAUUGCUGUAUUUUGUAGACCUUAAUGAAUUUCAUAUAUUAUAAAAAUUAGGGCUGGGUUCUAUAGUUAUGGAAAAAAAAUAAAUUAAAUCUAUUUUUAGCUGUAAAAGUCUAUUUUCAUCUCUGUGCAAAGAAAGCAAUGAUAAGGUGGUUGAGUGGUCACUAGCUAGAAAAUUAUAUUUACAUCAAUGGUCGUAGAUUGCUCAUGUUUUUGCUUUUUUGGGGGAAUGGGGAAUAUGUGUAGUAUGAGGGGUGAAGAAAAAACAUUGUGUGUGUGGUCAUUAUAUUUUUCAUAAGCAUUGUGCUACUUUGACAUCUGUACUGCUACUGAUGUUACUUGAUAGAGUAAUAUUCUGUGAGAGUGUGUUAUUCUGUACCUUUAUUACUAUGUUCUUAGAAUCAGUACUGUUCUAAUCGUCAUAAACUGACACCAGACAAGGGAUUCCUUACUUUUUACACAACUUUGUAUGCUCAAAUCAGUGAUAAACAAUGUUUCCAUUGCGUCUUAAAAAAAAAUAAAGGAGAGAUAGGGGGGCACCCUUUUCAGUUUCAGUUUUGAGAGACAAUCUCUUCUGCUGUAUUCAUGAUGAAUAUUUUGACCCAGGAACAGACAAGUGACAAUGCAAGCGUGUUCUAUAUAAGACACUGAAUUUAGCAUCAGUGGGGUUGUCACUUCUGGUCUGUAUCUUUAUGCUUAGGCCUGAAAUUAAAUUGUAUCCAGUGGUAAUCUUAAAUGCAUUUAAUGGAAAAACAUAAAAAAAUAUAUAUAGUAGUGUUUCAAAUCUGAAUAUAGAGCAAGUCCGCAGUUAUGGAUGUCAGAACUCUGAGCAUACGUUAAACAUAUGCACACGUCACAAUAUACAGAGUCCAGCCAGUAACAUGAAGGUGAUUUUAAAAAUCUGCUAUGCAAAUACAGCAGGGGUUUGAUUUGGAGUGUUUCAUGUGAAAUGAGAGGCUGUAGUCAGAAUAGAAGAAUUAACUUCACUCAGCACAGCAGACUGGAGUCAAGGAAUAAUAAUACAAUGAUCAAGCUUUGACACCCUUUGGUUUUAGAUUAGCAAUCAAUCAACAGUUUGGACAAAUAAAGACACAAGUACACAUUUUUAGAAAAAAAACUCAGUAUUAAACCAUAGGGUUAGUGUAGAAACACAAAAAAGAAACCAGGCACCUGUUUUAUUAAUUUUUGGUUUAACAGCUUCUGGUCGAAUUGGUAUAGCUUGUACAGGUUUAGGGGAUAUCUGUUGAACAUUGAUGUUUCCAACCGUGUCUAAAUAUUUAUUCAGAAUCAGCAUACCUGCCUGCUACUCUGGGAAGUCCUAUUUAAAUAAAUUGAGGGUGAAUGGAUUCUACUGUGUAUAUGAUAAAACGUAACACAAUGUAACCUAUUUAGUUAUACAUCUGUUUAAACUUGGUCUUUAAAAAAAAUUAAAUAAUAAUAAUCUAAAAUUGUAGGCUAAGCUAUUUUGAUGCAGCAUCUACACGGUUUUCAGGAUUUCACAUUUUUACAUAUUUAACUAGGAUGCACACAACUUCUGUAUUUUUCAUGACUGGUAUUGAAAAUGUUCUUGUUCCUGUGAUUUAGACAAAGAAGCAAUGGAGUAUCUGGGGUAUCUGGGGUAGCUUUUUAUUGUCUUUCUGCAAUGCCCCAGUUCAGGAUGUUGAAAAAUUAUAUAUAUAUAUAUAUAUAUAUAUAUAUAUAUAUAUAUAUAUAUAUAUAUAUAUAUAUAUAUUCGACAUCCUGUGUGUGUGUGAAAGGUGUGCAGUAAUGUUGGUAUGCCUGUUUCCCAUACUGUGAGGAUUCCUUUAAAUGUUGUAAGUUAAAAUAAGGCUGCUAAACAUUCCAACUUGGAUUUUUUUGUCUUGUCUGCCUAGUGUGAGGGGGGAAAAAAUCAACUAGCUGCCUAAAGAUACAACUGCAAGAAAUUAAGGACUACUGUAUUUUUAUGUAUCACUGACUAUUUUGGUAAUUGAUUUGGAAUGAGGUAUUUCGAUGUGUGAUGACUUUAAACAAUAAACAAUUUGUAACUGAAAGAAAAUGUGCAUUUGAGUAA
This is a messenger RNA of Acipenser ruthenus (sterlet), 11831 nucleotides long. Its product is annotated as lipopolysaccharide-responsive and beige-like anchor protein. Lineage: Eukaryota; Metazoa; Chordata; Actinopteri; Acipenseriformes; Acipenseridae. Bases 1023 to 9611 code for a protein of 2862 amino acids. Gene Ontology annotation, cellular component: cytosol; membrane. The record is from RefSeq and is a predicted model, not a curated record. The transcript has 56 exons. Gene Ontology annotation, biological process: intracellular protein localization. Gene Ontology annotation, molecular function: protein kinase binding.